This is a messenger RNA of Brassica oleracea var. oleracea, 900 nucleotides long. RefSeq lists its product as uncharacterized. The record is from RefSeq and is a predicted model, not a curated record. The coding region runs from base 1 to 900 and encodes 299 amino acids. The transcript has 3 exons. NCBI's taxonomy places the organism in Eukaryota, Viridiplantae, Streptophyta, Magnoliopsida, Brassicales, Brassicaceae.
AUGGCAGAUGAAGUCGACCGAAGACUCGAUGCGGCUGUCAAUGAGGCUUUUGAUGAAUAUUUUGAAGACACAUACAACAUCAUCGUGGAGAAUCGAACAGAUAAAAAGAAGAAACGUGCAUAUGUCGAACAAAACCGCGAAGCGGGCCACAACCGUCUAUGGAAUGACUAUUUUAGUGAAAAUCCUUCAUUUUCGAAAAAUUUAUUCAGACGUCGUUUUCGCAUGAACAAGCAAGUAUUCAUGCGUAUUAUCGACACCCUCUCAGCAAAUGUUCCAUUCUUUCAGCAAAGAAGAGAUGCAGUCGGACGGUUGGGUCUAUCUACACUACAAAAGUGUACGGCGGCUAUUCGUAUGCUUGCUUAUGGCUGUGUGGCUGACGCCGUCGACGAGUAUCUCCGACUCGGUGAAAGCAUCGCACUUUCAUGUUUAACCCAUUUCACAGAUGCCGUCAUUCUAUUAUUUGGAGAAGAAUAUCUACGGAGACCCAUUCCUGAGGAUCUUCAACGUUUACUCGAUAUUGGAGAGAUCCGCGGCUUUCCGGGGAUGAUUGGAAGCAUCGACUGUACCUUAAACGAUAUUAACGUCCUUGAUCGAUCACCUGUAUUUGAUGACAUUUAUCAAGGUCGAGCUCCAAGGGUAACGUACAUGGUCAACGGACACCAGUAUGAUUUGGCGUACUACCUCACGGACGGUGGAUACACUCUGUACGAUACAUCUGAAUUUGAAGAAGGAGACUCGAGCAGAAGUUCACAUGUUGAGCAUAUUAACAACAUGCCUACCCAUUUCGGUAAUAUGCUUGGUCUACGGAAUCAUGUUCGAGAUAGGCAUACACAGGAAGCAUUGAAAAAUGAUUUAAUCGAAAAUAUUUGGAACAAGUUUGGUGAUGAUGAAGAUGCAUAA